UAUAUAUACACACAGCGACAGAAGCACAAUGGAAUUGCAACCUUCUCAGUCCCUCUUACUAACCAUCACAAAGUUGGAGUUUCACGCCAAGAAAUGGCAUUUAUGAUCUCUAAGAGCAAACCACCAUCUUUCUCUGAGCCACAGGAAUUGAGCCUUCCCCACGGCGCCAGAAACGAGUCGACCAUCAACUCGGUCACUAGCCAGCUAAUCUUGAAAUCAUCAUCAGCUGCAGCUCGUGAUGGCUCUCAACCCCUUGAUAGAGAUGUUGUCCUCAAACGCAUUCGUCACCAUAAGUCAAUGUACAAGGUCCGUAAUGCUCUCCAGGCUCUCCUGGCUGCUGAUGAUCAUGCAGAUGCACAUUCUCUCCCCGAUAAUGAGCAGAAGUGGCUGCAACUUGGUGACGCUUUUUCCUCCCCAUGAUCUCAAGUGGCGCUCAUCAAUAGCAUAUCGAGUCAACAGCUUGGUAAUCCGUGUGAUGGUAGCAUUAUUUGCAAUGUUUUGGCUAGUCCUGGUAGUAAAAAUUUUGCCGUCUUGCUAAAUCUCAGUGCUAGUUGUUUUAUGGCUCGGGCUGAGAGACCAAGACAAUCUUUGUUUUGAGUUCUUGUGGGCUGUAAAAUUGUAAAUAUUGUUCUAACAUGCAUACUCUGCAUGUCUUCAAUUUA
Molecule: messenger RNA, 662 nt
Organism: Coffea eugenioides
Lineage: Eukaryota; Viridiplantae; Streptophyta; Magnoliopsida; Gentianales; Rubiaceae
Exons: 1
Coding region: 94-420 (108 amino acids)
Source: RefSeq, a predicted model, not a curated record